Molecule: messenger RNA, 914 nt
Organism: Racocetra persica
Lineage: Eukaryota; Fungi; Glomeromycota; Glomeromycetes; Diversisporales; Gigasporaceae
Source: the annotation of a GenBank genome assembly
CUGUUACUACCACUGAACAUGCAGCUACGACUACUGAACAAGCAGUUACCACUGAACACGCAGCUACGACCACUGAACAAGCUGCUACCACCACUGAACGAGCUGCUACCACCACCACUGAACAAGCAGUUACCACCACUGAACAAGCCGUUACUACCACUGAACACGCAGCUACUACCACCGAACAGGUGACUACGACCACUGAACAAGUAACUACAACCACUGAGAAAGCUGCUACCACCACUGAACAAGCAGCUACUACCACUGAUUACACUGCUACCACUACUGAACAUGCAGUUACUACCACUGAAAACGCAUCUACUACCACCGAACAAGUAACUACGACCGCUGAACAAGCAACUACCACCACUGAGAAAGCAGCUACUACCACUGAACAAGCAGCUACUACCACUGAAUACAUUGCUUCCACUACAGAACAUGCAAUAACUACCACUGAAAACGCAGCUACUACAACCGAACAGGUGGCUACGACUACUGAACAAGUAACUACAACCACUGGACAAGUAGCUACGACCAUUGAGCAAACAGCUACUACCACUGAACAGGUGGCUACGACCACUGAACAAGUAGUUACGACCACUAAGCAAGCAGCUACCACCACUGAACAGCCAGUAAUUGUCACCACCACAGAACAAGCAAUUGCUACUACCACGGAACAAGUAAUUGCCACCACUACAGAAAAAGUAAUUGCCACCACAACUGAACAAGUAACAACCACAGCUGAACAAGUAGUAACCACAACUGAGCAAGUAAUUGCCACCACCACUGCAAAAACAAUCGCCUCCGCCACUGAACAAGCAAUUACCUCCACCACUGAACUUGCGAUCACGUCCACCACCUCACAAGUGAUUCCCUCCACCACCUCACAAGUGAUUCCCUCCACCACCUCACAA